AUGUCUUCACCUUCCUUUGAAGCGCAGAAUGGAUCGGACAAGAGCGGCUCUUCGGAAGAAACACAGAGUCAUGGUGAUCCUACCGGUACCAGUUUGGGUUCUCGCAGUAUCGUCGUUGAAGCUUCCUUUGACGAAGGCGAUGGCAGAGGACCAUUGGGUGAGAGUAAUAUCAAUACAAGAGAAACCAGGACGUCGCCUUUGUUAGAAAAGGAGACUGUCGAUCGUCGUCGAGGGCAUGUACGAAACCUUUCCGAACACUUUUAUGAUGCCACUAGUUUGACUGGUGAAGGUUCUCCAGACCCACGUCAAAUGACAGGUUCUUCUUAUGCGACAUCUCGUGAAGUAGGACAAAAGCAUCGGCGUGGUUUUUCUGGUGAAUUCUCUCUUCCUGCGGAAGCCCAUAGACGAAUCAACUCGAUUGGUAAUUCCGCUUCUGUCAGCAGACCCAACUAUAGUCAGGAUCGACGACACCAACGUGUGGAUAGUGGUUUGGAUAUCUUGACAGCCGUUGCCGGUGCUUCUCGAGAAGAAUUGGCAAUGGCGGCCGGAGAACGGGGCCGAGACGAGCGACGACCUUGGGAAGCUCCACCGCCUUCCUCUUCUUCCAUUCGCCGUUCUCCUGUAGAACUGUUGUCUUAUGAUCACAGUGCCAGCAGAACCCAAGAGCAUCCACCACCACCGACAAUACCAAUUAGCGCACCACCACCGUCAAGAGAACAUCAUGCGGGAUAUCCAGGUGGUCAUCAUCAUCACCCACCACCUCCACCAAGCUAUUACGGAGCACCACCACCAGCAUAUCCACAACACAUGUAUCCACCUCAUCAAUCACCACACUACUAUCCUCCUCAACCCCAUCACUACGCCCGUCACUUACCACCCCAUCCACCUCGAUCGGGAUACCCCAUGCAGUAUUCACGGGCCCAAAGUCCUUACAAGGCACCGUAUGUUCACCAUCCCAUGGCACAGCCCACCUUUCCAAGAAAUAGUCCACCGGAACCCAUUUAUUCAGCACGCGAGGCCACCGGGCGAGAGUCGAUGAGUCCACCGCCCCCGGUUCCUUCUGCGCACUGGCAUCAACCUGGAACCACUCAAGGGAGCCAGACAGUAAUGACCACGAUUGGAGUGGAAGAUGGUGGACGCACAUUGCAUCCAUCUACCAAGGGCGGAAGGCCAGAGAAACCAUCUCGUAGCAAGCAUCAUCGCAAGACUUCUUCUAUCAAUAGCCUUGUCUUUUUGGGGGAGACUGCGGAGCAAAUGGCCAAGGAAGGACACCAUCGAGCUACUUCUUCGACUGUAUCGUUUUUGAACGGUGUCUUGGAUGUGAACCUCGAAGGUGAUGCGGCAUUUUUGCACAAUUUGCAUGCGUCCGGUGCGGCUCCAGCACCACCACCACCACCAUAUGAGGCACGUAAGGGAGUGAAAAAGGUGGAAUCACGAUCAUCCACGCCGCCACCACCUCCUCCACCCCAAGACACUUCGCCAACGGACAGUUUGGGCAAUAGUAAAUUGGCUCCAGGAGGUACCAGCAAGCGAGUUCGCCGCAAGUGUACUAUAGAAGGAUGUCCCAACCGAGUAGUCCAGGGAGGACUCUGUAUUUCGCAUGGGGCCAAGCGCAAGCAAUGCAAACAUCCAGGAUGCAACAAGAAUGUGAAGAAGGCUGGUUUAUGCAGUACUCAUGGUCCAGCACGCAAGCGUUGCGAAUUUCAAAGUUGCAACAAGGUCGCAGUGCAAGGGGGCAGAUGCAUUGCCCAUGGUGCCAAGAAGAAACUUUGUUUGAUUGAUGGAUGUGCCAAGCAGGCCAUUUUGGCAGGCAUGUGCAAGAAGCACCACGACCACAGUCAAGGUCCUUCUGACAAUAGCAUCCAACCUCCUCCGGUUGAUUCCAUGGCACAAUGCGUUCCAGUUGAUUCCGAACCAGUGGAACGGGAAAUCGUUCCCAUCAAGACCUCUAAUCGCCCCAAGAACAAGGCUCGGGGGCACACUCGGGGACUAUCCAUCUUUCAAGAAAUGACUGCCGAUACAGUCGGCAACUUGCUGUUGGAGGAUCCUGAGGAUCCGUCCAACGAAUCUGGUACCGAAAACCAGCGACGUGUAUUUGGAAUGUAUUAG
Molecule: messenger RNA, 2109 nt
Organism: Cylindrotheca closterium
Lineage: Eukaryota; Bacillariophyta; Bacillariophyceae; Bacillariales; Bacillariaceae
Source: the annotation of a GenBank genome assembly